Molecule: messenger RNA, 2979 nt
Organism: Micromonas pusilla CCMP1545
Lineage: Eukaryota; Viridiplantae; Chlorophyta; Mamiellophyceae; Mamiellales; Mamiellaceae
Exons: 1
Coding region: 1-2979 (992 amino acids)
Biological process (GO): protein phosphorylation; signal transduction
Cellular component (GO): cytoplasm
Molecular function (GO): ATP binding; phospholipid binding; protein kinase activity
Source: RefSeq, a predicted model, not a curated record
AUGGACGACGUGCGCCCGCCGCCGCGGCAUAACCCCGGCAACUCGGCGCUGUCGCGCGUCAACAGCGGGUCCCUGGGAAACUUUCACAUGAACCGCGAGAUCGCGGCGCCGGACCCGCCGGUGAAGAAGGAGCGCAAGCGCGAGGUCGUGAAGCGGCUCAUCGCCAACCUCUCCUACGUCGAGAUGUCCGUCGUCAAGGCGACCGCGCCGACGGACGGACCGCCGAAGAGCAAGCACACGCGACGACUCGUCGACGAGUCGUGGCGAUCCCCCGCGGCCGCGGAGGAGGCGAUCCUCGCGCUGUCGCGGUGCCCUCUGCUGAACUCGCCGAUAAUCACGCUCAAGGUGCUGAGCACGGUGCACGAGCUCAUGCAAAAAGGAUCGCCGUCGGUGCUGCCGGCGACGUGCCAGUGGCUCGAUCACUUCAUGCUCGUGGAAGCGCACUGGGGGCCGGGACAGAUGGGGGGCGAGUACGGCCUUUCGCAAGUCUGCGGAAGGCUCAUCGUCGCGUACGCGAAGAUGCUCAGCGCGAAGGCGCGGUUCCACAAAGACUUUCGCGCGUUUGAAAACAACUACUCGUUCGACGCGGAGAGGUCGACGAACGCGCGGCCGGACCCGGUGUCGGCGCAGUCCCUGAGCGCGAUGCUCUCGCUCGGGAGCUGCUGCAGAGAAGCUCUGGACGUCGCGGCGGACAUCUUACCCAGGGAUCCCCCGCUGGCGGCGUUGCAGUGGCAUAGACUGCUCGCGCACGUCGGGAAACUCGUCGCCGUGGAGGCGCACCUGCUUCACGGCGCCGCGGUGUACGUCGCCGCGACGCUCGCGGAGUACGGCGCGGGCGGGUUAAAGAACGCCGGGCCGGGAGGGAGAGGCGAGGGCGGGCUCCCGAGAGAGGAAGCGCGGCGGUUAGAGAUGGAGCACAGCGCGCUGAGAGCGACGUUCGUGGAGGCGCGCGCGCGGCCGGCGAUGAUGCUCGCGUUCGUCGAGGAAGGCGGCGACCCCGCGCUCCCGCCCGGGUGGCUCGGCGAGGGCGAGGGCGGCGAGCGGUUCGGGUUCCUCGAGCUCCCUGCGUCGCUGCCGAAUUUCGAUAGCAAAGAAGGGAGGGCCGCGAUGGCGAGCAUGAUCGCGAGCUCGUUCGGACCGCCGUCGUCGCACACGCCGCCGCCCGCGAGCGCGAGGGAGGUGUCCCCGUUCGACGCGUACCCGAGCGACGACGAGUACGCGUCCGCGUCCGAGGGCGGAAACGAGCGCGAGCGCGGCGCGCGCGACGACGGCGGCGCCAGCGCGGAGGACUUUGGUUGGCCGGUGGUCUUCUCCCCGGGCGGGGUGAACGAGCGAAACGCGCCGACGGCGGGGGCGCCGCUGAUCGACUUCGACGACGGCGCGGGGUGGGUCUCCGCGGCGGCGGCGACGACCGCGGCGACGCCGCGGCCGCCCAUCUUCGGUGGGUACAGCGGGUCCACGUCCAUCGCCGGCGGCACGGUCCCGGGCGGGGGCGCCGGACGCGGCGGCGCGGGGAUGCGCUCGGGCGUCGCGACGGGCGGGCACAACAGGACGCCGUCGCAAGAGAAGAAGGCGCUCGACAUGGCCGCGUCGCUCGCGGCGUUCGAGCUCACCGCGGUGCGUCCGACGACGCAGCAGGAGGCGGUGUUCGACGCGAAGGCACCGACGAUGUUCAAGGACAUCGCGCCCGCGGGGAUCAACUCGCAGCGCCCGCCGCCGACGGCGGGGCCGCCGAUGUCGAUGAACGCCGCGUCGAGGACCAACGGCGGCGGCGGCGUCGCCGCGGCCAUGGGCGGGUGGGGCGGGAACGGCGGCGGGUGGGGCGGUCAGCAGCAACAGCAGCUGCAGCAGCAACCGCCGCCGCAGCCGCAGCAGUCGCAGUUGCAGCAGUCGCAGCAGUUCGUGUCCGCGCGGCAGCAGCAACCCCCCGCGCCGCCGCCGCCGCCGCAGCCGCAACGCACGCAGGCGCCGAUGGAGGGGUGGGCGAACUUCGACGACGCGCCGACGGCGCCGCCGCCGCCGAUCCCGAUGAAGAACCGGCCGCAGAACCUGAACAUCAUCCCUCCGAACUUCGCGCCCGCGGUCCCGACGCCGCGCGCGGGACACCAGCGCACCCCGAGCGGCGGAUCGCCCGUUCCGGAGGCGUCGUUCGACGAGAUUCCGAUCGAGGCCAUCGUCUUCGGCAAGCGCGUCGGCACCGGCGCGUUCGGCGAGGUGUUAAAGGCGAAUUACCAAGGUACGGACGUCGCGGUGAAGCGGCUGAGAUUAGACCCGUCGCAGCCGCAGGCGGCGGAGGACUUCCGACGAGAGCUCAGGGUCUUGUGCGGUUUACGGCACAAGCACGUCGUGCAGUUUCUGGGCGCGUGCACGACGGGUCCGGAUCUGUGCCUGGUGAUGGACUUUUGCUCCAACGGUUCCUUGUACGGCGUGUUACACAACCGCAGGCAGAACAUCACCGCCGCGCACGUUUUGCGGUGGAUGGCGGACACCGCGCGCGGGAUGGUGUACCUGCACUCUAGGAGCAUCAUCCAUCGCGACGUCAAGUCCGGGAACUUGCUCUUGGACGAGAGCGGGUGCAUCAAAGUCGCGGACUUUGGCCUCGCGCGCGCGCACGGGCCGACGUCGAACCUCCUCACUCUGGUCGGGACGUAUCCGUACAUGGCCCCCGAGUUGCUGGAUAACCAGGCGUAUAACAACAGCGUUGACGUGUACUCGUUCGGGAUCGUGAUGUGGGAGUGCUUGACCCGGGACGAGCCGUUCCGCGGGCACUCGCCGAUGCAGAUCGUCGCGACGUUGUUACGCGGCGAGCGGCCGAAGCUGCCGGCGUCGCCGGCGCUGCCGUCGAGCUACGUUCGGUUGCUCAUGGAGUGCUGGGCGACGCAGCCGGAACGCCGCCCGACUUUCAGCGCGGCGUUGGAUCGGUUGGUCGGGAUCGCGCAGGCGAUGCGCGCGGCGGAGGAGAACAGGCACCGUCGGUGA